AAAAAAAAAAAUAUAUAUAUAUAUAUAUAUAACGUUUUUCUUCUUGUUGAAAACAGCUGACCAAAGAAAUGGUGAUGGAGAAGCCAAGUGCCCAGCUUGUCGGGCGAGAGUUUGUCCGACAGUAUUACACCCUUCUGAACCAGGCUCCUGACUACUUGCACAGGUUUUAUGGCAAGAACUCUUCUUAUGUACAUGGAGGUCUAGACAACAGUGGCAAGCCAGCAGAGGCGGUCUAUGGUCAGUCGGAAAUUCAUAAGAAGGUGAUGGCACUGAGCUUCCGGGACUGCCACACUAAAAUCAGGCAUGUUGAUGCCCACGCCACCCUGAAUGAGGGCGUUGUGGUACAGGUGAUGGGUGAGCUGUCCAAUAACAUGCAGCCCAUGAGGAAAUUCAUGCAGACCUUUGUGCUGGCCCCAGAGGGCACUGUGGCCAACAAGUUCUACGUACACAACGACAUUUUCCGCUAUCAGGACGAAGUCUUUGGGGACUCGGACUCUGAACCUCCUGAGGAGUCAGAGGAGGAGGUGGAGGAGCUGGAGGAGAGAGUGAACUCACCUGAGGUCCCACAGGAAGAGCCACUGUAUGAACAGACACCAUGCCCCGAGCCAGAGGCCUCUCCGGAGGAGGUGGCUGUAACCCCAGAGCCCCAGGCCGAGGCAGAGCCAGAGCCUGAGCUGGAGCCUGAGCCAUCUGCAGCAGAGCUGAAACAGGAGACACCGAGCCAGCCCGAGCCCCAUGCUGCAGAGAAGGCUCCCCCCUCACCCACGCCUGCCGACCCAGUGCCCACCAUGCCAGAGGAUAGCCGGCCUUUCUCAUGGGCUUUAGUCACCAGUAAGAAUCUCCCCCAAGGAGGAGUGGUGCCUUCUUCAGGAAUUCCCCCUCAUGUAGUCAAAGCUCCAGCAACUCAGCCCCGGGUGGAAGUGAAGGCUGAAGUCCAGACAACAGCACAGAGACCUCAACGAGAUCAGAGACCACGUGACCAAAGACCGGGCCCGUCUCCAGCCCAGAGAGCUCCUAGACCAGGAGUGCGAGAGGGUGAGAGUGGGGAGUCUGAAGCGAGGAGGGCAGUCAGGUAUCCUGACAGCCAGCAGCUCUUCGUAGGAAACGUGCCACAUGACGUGGACAAGGCUGAGCUUAAAGAGUUCUUUGAACAGUAUGGCACAGUACUGGAGUUGAGGAUCAACAGUGGUGGCAAGCUACCCAACUUUGGAUUUGUGGUAUUUGAUGAUUCAGAGCCAGUACAGAAGAUCCUGAGCAACCGGCCCAUUAAGCUGCGAGGUGAUGUGCGUCUGAACGUGGAGGAAAAGAAGACUCGUUCGGCUCGUGAAGGAGACCGGCGGGACAUCCGCCCCAGGGGCCCCGGCGGACCUCGGGACAGGAUAGGUGGCCCAAGGGGUCCGCCACCCAGAGGGGGCAUGGCGGCCAAGCCCAGCUUCGGUGCCGGACGCGGGGCUGCAUCCAGCGAAAGUCGCUACACAGGACCACGCCAGUAAAGCAGCUCGCAUGUCGAAUCACUGCUGAUGCAAGUCACCAUGAGCAACAAAUGGCUUCCCUCAUCCCCAUGUCCAUGCCACUCCCAGGCAGUAGAGUGGGAUUCCCCCUUUAUCUGGACUUCUCCUGUAUUUGAGUUUGAACUUGAAUUUGUUGUAGACAAACAAAAACUACUUGAAUUUGUGGAAAAGAAAAACCCAGCGUUUUUUGGUUUUAGCGUUCUCUCCCUGUUUCUUAAAGGAACGUGUUUUUACUGCUCGGGCAAUCCUGUGUAUUGCUAGCGCCCGCUGUCUGGUCAAAGUGCAAGUAUGGUUUUAUUUGGAAUUGUUGCCAAGUCAAAUCAUGGUUGUUUAUGAGUGACUGUCUAGCAUGUAAAAUAUCCUGUUUGCCUUCUACUGUUGCACUUCAUCAAAAAUGACAACAUAUUUUAACAACUCUGCUGAUGAGAGAACAGAAUAAACUUGAUGUACUGUUUUGAA
Messenger RNA from Electrophorus electricus (electric eel), 1970 nucleotides. It is a transcript of the gene g3bp1, whose product is annotated as GTPase activating protein (SH3 domain) binding protein 1. NCBI's taxonomy places the organism in Eukaryota, Metazoa, Chordata, Actinopteri, Gymnotiformes, Gymnotidae. Gene Ontology annotation, cellular component: cytosol; ribonucleoprotein complex. The record is from RefSeq and is a predicted model, not a curated record. Gene Ontology annotation, molecular function: mRNA binding.